This is a messenger RNA of Cryphonectria parasitica EP155, 1100 nucleotides long. RefSeq lists its product as uncharacterized. Lineage: Eukaryota; Fungi; Ascomycota; Sordariomycetes; Diaporthales; Cryphonectriaceae. The transcript has a single exon. The coding region runs from base 22 to 729 and encodes 235 amino acids. The record is from RefSeq and is a predicted model, not a curated record.
CCCGAGAUGAUGAGAUGAGAAAUGACGCACCCAUGCAGGGCAAGCCGCAGCAAUUCAGAACCCCCCCCCCAGACCAUUGAUGUUACCCAGAGAAUUCUGAUUCGACCACGUAUGUUUGCUGACGACCCCCUUGGCAUCCUACCACGAAUGAUGAGAUGUGAUCGAAAUCACGACGAGUACAAGCCAUCUUCAGAGAAUCGGAGAGAGAAGAGGAAGAUGGGAAAGGAAUCGGGGGAAAAUGUAAUUCUCCCAUUGGCAGCCCUACUUUUUACCUUAACCUUACCUUUUCACCGGGAAUUCUUUCCCAUGCCCAUCUCGUUUUGCUGCAACGCUCCCCCCCCCCUCCAUCUCUGGUUAAGCAAGAAUGUUCUAUUGACGUCGCUUUUGUUAUUCUUGCCCCUCCUUCGUGAAACCACCUGCAGUCAGGUACGUACAGGAACCGGGAUGUUUCCCAAAAAGAUGGGGAAAAAGGAAUGGGAAGAAGAGGAAGGUAAUGGAGGGAGGGGAAAAGAACCCACCCCCCCCCCCUUUCUCUCUCCGAGUUUUUCCCUUGCACCCAAACUCCUCUCUUUUUUCGGUCCUUUCUUCCCUGAUGCUACCUGCUGCGCCGUGGUGCUACUAUGGUGGGGUGUUGUCUGUCCCUCAGCACGGGGGAACACACGCAAGACGACUAGAGCCAGAUGGAUCAGGCCACGCCAGCCCAGAUCAAACCCCUCAAACUUGUCGUAAAGUCCCGCAUUUCUACACUGCCAUCCCAUUGUUCCGGAUCCCCGGAACGUGGAAAGUUUCCCUGCGCUGGGAGGGCAUGUGAAGGCGGGGGAGGGGGGUCAAAGAAAGAGAGAGAAGAGGAAGCUGAUUCAGGCACAUACGUAUGGAUAGCAGGAGAAUACUGACGGGAUGCCCAUGCUGCGCAGAACGAAGUAAAAGAGGGACAAGCUCAUGGAAUAUCAAUCUGGAGGGGGAGAGUACGGGGAGGGAAGACAGCUCGCUCUGUGCGUUCUCCGCUGAGGAAUGUCUGAGAGACCCGAAUCGCCGUCCACGGGAAGCCUCUUCAAGUGUUCCAAGGACGAUGGAGAUGGAUGAAUAGAAUUGAACUGAUC